This is a messenger RNA of Marmota flaviventris (yellow-bellied marmot), 3012 nucleotides long. The record is from RefSeq and is a predicted model, not a curated record. NCBI's taxonomy places the organism in Eukaryota, Metazoa, Chordata, Mammalia, Rodentia, Sciuridae.
AUGCCAGAUGCUGGCUGCUCUGGGUGCUGGAGGCCCGAAGAGGGCCCCGUGUCCCCGUGUCCCCGCAUCCUCAAGUGUGCUGGCACGGGCGAGAGCGGCAAGAGCACCUUCAUCAAGCAGAUGCGCAUCAUCCACGGCGCUGGCUACUCGGAGGAGGACAAGCGGGGCUUCACCAAGCUGGUGUACCAGAACAUCUUCACCGCCAUGCAGGCCAUGAUCCGCGCCAUGGAGACGCUCAAGAUCCUCUACAAGUACGAGCAGAACCAGGCCAACGCCCUCCUGAUCCGGGAGGUGGACGUGGAGAAGGUGACAACGUUCGAGCAGCAGUACGUGGAGGCCAUCAAGACGCUGUGGGGGGACCCAGGCAUCCAGGAGUGCUACGACCGCAGGAGGGAGUUCCAGCUCUCGGACUCGGCCAAGUACUACCUGACCGACGUGGACCGCAUCGCCACCUCUGGCUACCUGCCCACCCAGCAGGACGUGCUGCGGGUCCGUGUGCCCACCACUGGCAUCAUCGAGUACCCCUUCGACCUGGAGAACAUCAUCUUCAGGAUGGUGGACGUCGGGGGACAGAGGUCUGAGCGGAGGAAGUGGAUCCACUGCUUCGAGAACGUGACGUCCAUCAUGUUCCUCGUGGCGCUCAGCGAGUACGACCAGGUCCUGGUGGAGUCGGACAACGAGAACCGCAUGGAGGAGAGCAAGGCGCUGUUCCGCACCAUCAUCACCUACCCCUGGUUCCAGAACUCGUCCGUCAUCCUCUUCCUCAACAAGAAGGACCUGCUGGAGGACAAGAUCCUCUGCUCCCACCUGGUGGACUACUUCCCCGAGUUCGACGGGCCGCAGCGGGACGCGCAGGCCGCCCGGGAGUUCAUCCUGAAGAUGUUCGUGGACCUGAACCCCGACAGCGACAAGAUCAUCUACUCGCACUUCACCUGCGCCACGGACACGGAGAACAUCCGCUUCGUGUUCGCGGCCGUCAAGGACACCAUCCUGCAGCUGAACCUCAAGGAGUACAACCUGGUGUGAGCCCGGCCGCCCGGCCACGGACGCCCCACGCCUCCCGCUCCCUCGCGCCCUCCAGGGCCACGGCAGCCUUUUCUGCCUUGAUCUGUGGCUCGGUCUUUUUCUAAAAAAAAGAAAAGAGAAGAAUAAACAAAAAACAGAUCGGAGGCAGGUGGCCGAGAGCCGGCGCCCCAGGCCCCGGGCGCCCGCGACCCUGGGCUCCCACGGGGAGGUGUGGGGUCCUGGGCCGUGGCCUGUUACCACUUCUCUAAGUUAUUGACGUCCUCGCGACCUGCGCUGUAAUUUGCUCCUGGACUCCAAGAAGUGGGGGUGGUGCACCCGCCGCCCGCCCCGGAAGUGCCUCACCUGUACACGUACAGAGUCGUCUGUACGGUCUUUUUUGUUCUUUUUUUGUUUUUUGAGGAAAAGAAAAAAAAAACCAGCUCACGGGGCUCCCAGGUCGGAGGAGACCCCACGUGCCUGGUGCCGUCGGCCCCAUCUGCCGGGCUGGGGACUCGGGUGCCUGUCCUGCGGGCAGUGGGGUGGUGCUGGGGGCCUGGGCCCGGGGCCUGGGCCUGGUGCCUGGCCUGGGAGCCAGCGCUGGGGACGGCCGAGCGUCGGGGGCACGGAGCCUGCUCCGGGUCGUGUGGCUUCCAUUUUGCUCCUUUUUUUUUUGUCACCGGUUUGGAAAGUGAGGGCAGAGUGGGGACUUCUUCAGAAUCUUCUCAGGUCUGUCCCCGAGAAGCAGAGAGGAAAGGUGGGGGUCACUGUUGGUGGCCAUGUGCGUGACCAUCCCCGCAGUGUCCUCAGCCCGCCCCUGCACCUUGCCAGGCCUUCGAGGGCCAGUGGUGGCCAGGUGCGGGAGGGUAGUCCCCAGUCCCCAGCCCAUGUCCUGGGCCUGGUCCCUGAGACAAGGCGGAGCAGGGGCUGUGCUCAGGGUGGAAGUGGCCGUCCCUCUGGUGUCACGGUGUUGUUCUGUUGGAUUUGCUCAUGUGUCCUGGGAGUGAGUGGGUCGGCGGCAGUGCCUGUCCCUGGCACCCUGCUGGGACCCUUGGAGGCUGCUGCUUUGGUGCUUGGAGAGGGCACAGGAGUAAGCCAGCCGUGAGCCGCCUGUGCCCGCUGCCCACGCGGGCCUGGGGAGGGCUGAGGGGGCUUUGGAAGUGGGGCUGUCCCUGGCUGUGGCCUGUGGGGCCCGCAGCAUCCUAGGGCAGGGCGUCCCUGUCUUAGCGGGUCCGUCCCUGGGCUGUGUGUGCCUAGGAGGGUUUGUGCCAUAGACCCUGGCAGUGGGGCUGGGCCAGGGUCCUUGCAGAGGGGCACCCUGACCUCUCAGAAGGGAAGAGGACUUGGGCUCUGUCAGUGGCCCGAGGACAGGGUCCCUCCCGUGGGGCCUGGGCGCCUCUGCCAGCCAAGUAUUGACCCUCACAGAGGGGCAGCGUGCCAAGCGUACCCGGGCCGCCUGGGGCCGUGGCCUGACCAGGCCCCUGUGCCCGGCAGAACCAAGACAGGAGCUCCUGCGCCAGCGCCACCCAGGCAGGACCGGGCAGCAACCUCGGGCCAUGGGGAUGGGCCACGCCUGAUAUGCUCCCCGGCAGCUGGGCUGCGAGGUGACCCUGGUGUCCCCCCCAUAAACUGUCGUCAGCAGCCCCGACAGGAGCCUUGGCCUGGGCACUGUCCCCCAGGUGCCCUCUGCCUGGCCACCACCCAGGACCUGCGCACCGCGGAGCCCUGACCCCAGACGACGUGGACCCCGACCUGUUUAAAAAGAAUAUUCUGUAAAAUGCUGUUUUUAAGCCUUUUGUCAUUCGAAGUGCAUGUAUUGGGCAAGUUGGGGACAGAGUGAGGAGCGGGCGCUCUGGGCCCCAUGCCAACCUCGGGCUGGGCAAGGGGCCGGGGUCCCUGCAGCAGGUCCGGGGCCUGACCCCUUACUCCACAUGUUCCUGAUGGAAAUCGACUUUUCAUAUCUUUCUCUUGAAGCGAAUUGUUUUAAUUGGAAUAAAUCCUGUUCCUACA